Messenger RNA from Oppiella nova, 588 nucleotides. The record is from the annotation of a GenBank genome assembly. Lineage: Eukaryota; Metazoa; Arthropoda; Arachnida; Sarcoptiformes; Oppiidae.
AUGCAUUUGUGUCGAGACAACAAAGAGUGGAUUCGAGUCUUCUCGUCGUUGGAGAUGACUGUCGAGUCGGGCAGAGGACAGACGGGUGUCCUCUUAGGGGCGCUCUUGGGUCGAGGCCUCCAGUUCUUGGCUCUCAUGGAUUCAAUCAAAUCGAUAUCCAUUUCCUCCGUGUCGUCCGUUUCCUCCACACAAGCGUCGGUCGCUUUCAACGAAAACGGGGAAUGGUGUCAACAGUUCCUUGUCUUCGUUGUCAUCGUGUCUUUGAUUGGCCACAAGAUCCACGAUAUGCUGAGUGUUUGGAUCGGAUCGACAAUAGACCAGAUAAUCGCUGUAAUCUCGGUGUUUGUCCGACACUUCGAUGCCAAACGUGUCGUCCAUCUCUUGGAUCAGUUCAAACUCAUUGUCGACACCGAAUCGACCCAAUGGUAUAUCAUGUCCUUCACUCUAUUUACGUCUAAAACCAGUUUUCCGGUCGUAAGAAGUCGACGGAGUAUUGAUUGUACGGCUAAUUCAUCAUCGUGCUGUAGGGAAAGUUGGGACAAUUGGAUUUUGCAACCCAUUGGUUAUAACGCCAAUUAUUGUAGAGGU